This is a messenger RNA of Microbotryum saponariae, 1920 nucleotides long. The record is from the annotation of a GenBank genome assembly. NCBI's taxonomy places the organism in Eukaryota, Fungi, Basidiomycota, Microbotryomycetes, Microbotryales, Microbotryaceae.
AUGACAAGUCGCUCGAAGGCUUGCGCUCGGAAGACUUUCUCGAUGUUCCGACGCUGCCAAGUUCCGACCCAGACACCGAAAAAGAUGCUGUCUUCGGUAUCACACAAAAAGAGGGCGUUCAGUGAGUAAGAAGAAAUCUGGUAGAACGAUUCAGUCGGAAGAUUUGGAAAUUCAACGAACGCACCCUUCCCAGCUUCGUCACCCUCGGCUGGGUGCAUGCCACUGUGUUCCUCAUGUGAGUUGACGAGUGUCCGCGCGAGGGAUAUCUUUUCUGUGGCAGCUCCGCUCAUGAGACCUGUGUGAAAUGUCGGGACUUGAACAGGAAAACUCAAAUCGGCCUGGGCAUACUGGGCGAGUAUUCGAGUGUCAUAGAGCAUCGGAUAUGGAGAGUGGAGCUUGGGCUGAUGACGAGAAGUAUACCCACCUCCCUGUACCAUUCAGUUCUUCCUCGAGUUUUCUCGAAAGUGGGACUCGUGCCCGGCGUUCUAAUGCUCAUCUUCGUUUCAGCCAUGACGACAUGGAGUGCCUAUGUGGUGGGGACGUGAGUAUAACGAUCCUUGAAGGAGGGAAGGGGUGGACCCAAACCACCGGGUGAAGGAUCUGUAGAGCCCGUUUCCCAGGCGCCAGGAGCUGAUGGUGCCGACUUCCACCCUGCCACGCCGCACAGAUUCAAGCUGCGUCACCCAGAAGUGCAUUCGAUUGCGGACGCUGGAUAUAUCCUCGGGGGUCAUAUCGGACAGGAGGUACUUGGAGUCGUGUACACCUUCUACAUGCUCUCGGUCUGCGCGGGUGGACUAUUGGGAUUCUCGACCGCCCUCAAUGCGGUUUCGAACCACUCCGCCUGCACCGUUUGGUUCGUCCUGGUUUCCGCAGUAAUCACCUAUAUAUUCGCCAUCAUCCGAACGAUCGGCAAGCUUUCAUUCUUGGGAUGGAUCGGUGUCGCUUCAAGUUUGAUAGCCGUGACGACGACAGCGAUCGUUAUCGCCCUGCAGAACAAGCCUUCGGCCUCGAGACACACCGACUACGGGCUGGCCACGUUCCAUAUCUUCGGCAGACCCUCUUUGGUCGACGCAACGCACGCCCUUGGAUCGAUAGUGUUCGCUUACGGAGGCGUGCCAGCAUUCUUCACAGUCGUCGCAGAGAUGCGCGAACCGAAGAAGUUCCACCGCGUUGUGCUCUUCUGCCAGGGGUUCACCACCGGCACCUAUCUGCUUGUCGGACUGGUGAUCUACAUUUUUUGCGGCGAUGUGGUAUUGUCACCCGCCUUGAAGUCAGCUGGACCCGUCUUUAAGAAGGUAUGCUACUCUCUUGCCUCCCCGGCGAUCAUCAUUGGGUACGUCAAUACACUGCGAUUCGAAGCCGUAGCCACUGCUUGAAUUGACCAUCCCCAUGUUCCAUGGAUUGAAGUUCCAUCAUCUACCUCCACCUAGCGGCGAAAUACAUCUUCGUUCGUGUCUUGCGCGGAGGCCCUCAUCUCACAACAAAUUCCGUCAAGCACUGGGUCACCUGGAUCUCGAGCGUCACUGCUUGCCUUGUGGUGGCGUUCUUCGUCGCCCAAGCCGUCUCGGUCAGCGAGCACUUGGUCGGCUUCGUCGGCGCGCUCUUUGGGAGCCUGAUGAGCAUUAACAUCAUGGGAAUGAUGUGGCUGUACGACAACUUGCAUCGGCGGCAUUGCGAACAGACGUGGAGGUUCAGGGGACUUGUGGCUUGGAACAUCUUUAUGAUUGUAGGGGGUCUUUUCAUUUGCAUUGCGGGGUGAGUUCGGAUGAAGCAAGGUCACACCCGGGGUUCAACCUGAUUUCAACGGACUGACACGUCGAGUUACUUCUUCACAGUACUUAUGGGUCGGUCGCUCUCAUGAUUGUGGCGCACCGGGGCAAAGCAUUGCCUAUUUUUAGGUGCUCAGACAACUCCAUCUGA